AUGCCACUUUUCUCCAAAAAAUCCGAAAAAAUCUCAACGUUGCCGCAACGAAAGCUGCGUCUGUCACACGUUCCCUUCCUGAACGAAGAAAUUGACGACUUCAAAAAGGUCUCCUUGAAUUUGGGCAACAAGGAAUUCAAAUUCAUCGAAGGCUCAUGGAUCGCCGUAACAAAAGGAACUUCGAGCAUUGAUGACGUAACGAAGCUAAAACACAAAAUAACCCAUUUGGAGGAAGAAAACAACCUGAACAAGAUUAAAGUCGAAGUUUUGUUGGACAUGCUUGCGGAAAAUAUGUCAACUGUGACGACGAACAGCGAAAAAAGCAAAAAAAUAAUAAAAAAUUAA
Messenger RNA from Culicoides brevitarsis, 345 nucleotides. It is a transcript of the gene Cby, whose product is annotated as protein chibby homolog 1. The record is from RefSeq and is a predicted model, not a curated record. NCBI's taxonomy places the organism in Eukaryota, Metazoa, Arthropoda, Insecta, Diptera, Ceratopogonidae. The transcript has a single exon. Bases 1 to 345 code for a protein of 114 amino acids.